Molecule: messenger RNA, 3130 nt
Organism: Colletotrichum scovillei
Lineage: Eukaryota; Fungi; Ascomycota; Sordariomycetes; Glomerellales; Glomerellaceae
Product: glycosyl hydrolase family 20
Exons: 2
Coding region: 1170-3005 (611 amino acids)
Biological process (GO): carbohydrate metabolic process; glycosaminoglycan metabolic process
Cellular component (GO): membrane
Molecular function (GO): beta-N-acetylhexosaminidase activity
Source: RefSeq, a predicted model, not a curated record
GACAGGCGGCGUUGAUGAUCCUAAUGCCCGCUCUUACCUUCAAGAGUCCCUGCGUUGACGCUACUUUGCCCUUUGACCAGAUGAUACUAGCAGUCAAUCUUCCUUGUUCCUGUCAAUCUCGAGACUUCAUGGGCAUUUGUCACCUCUAUCCUUAUUGAGCUUGGUUCAUCUUCCACCUUUGUCGCUUCUCACGCGCUCUCACGCUCUUAACUGCGCAUGACUACCCCAAGGGACACUAGUUUUAUUAUGAGAGCAUAAACCAACGUAUCGACCAACCCAACCCCAUCGUCUCCUGCAGAACCAUCAUCUUGUUUCUUCGGUUCUUCUCCGCGCCUCCCGGCUCAAUCAGCUCCUUUAAUCCCCCGGCGUUGGAUUGGCGUCAAAGCACAGCCGCUGCCUUUUCUCAUCCGCCCUGCGCCUCUACUCCCAUGAAGGCAUAUCCCUUGUUCAUCGCCACCAACAAACGAAUCAUAGCCUACUAUUUUCCCUAGAUUAUCAGGAACCGAAUACUGGGGGGAUCAACAUAUUGGAUCGUACCAUUGCCCCAGCCCGGCCUGGCACGUCGCAUCCAACGUACGGGGUACAUUUACCUUAUAAGGCCAGUUCGUCGGUCUACCCAAUUUCGAGAAGCUUUCGUUCUGUUCAUUCCUUUUUCUCAACCGCAUGAGAUCGACCAGGCCUGAGGAUCUCUCCCUCCCCCCAUCAGCCAGCCCCUCCGUCGUCAGCAGUAGCGUGGGUCGUCAAGCGUACAGUGAGCUUGGCUCCGUCAACCUCAAAGCUUGACGUAACGUAACGUUGCUCUGUGCACCACACUGUCAAUUGGUCGCUUGGUUCCCAACCACUAUCCAGACUUGGCUGCGCGGUAUCCGUGAAGGAAAAGGCAGCAGAGUCGACGGGCAGCUACUUCUGCGCUCUCGUAUGUCUUUCUUCUGCAGCUGAAAGUGGCACGGGACGAAUCUUUCGGUUCGUUUGGUGGCUAAGAGGAUAUCAUACUCUCUGCCUUAUCUCGGAAAAUUGUGGUUCGCAGGAACAGUGCAAACACACCACAAAGACCACCGCGCAUCACCCUAGCUCGUCCAUAUAACAAGCCUCGACCCUUUCGUUGCUUUGAACGGCAUACUUCUUCUUUUUCCUAAUUCUUCUCUUUUCGGAGUCCCCAAAUCGUCAAGAUGUUACCCUCUCUCUUACUCGUAUCCCUCUCCCUCGCCGUGGGCCAGGUCAGUGCCGGUAUCUGGCCGGCCCCGAAGAAGCUUUCCACUGGCAAGAGUGUUCUGUUCAUAAGCCAAACACUGGAAAUCACAUAUAAUGGAGGAUCUGUACGCUGGCGCCCUUCUUCUGCUUCCACUUCCACUUCCGAUGAUGAGACACAGAAUACUGAGAAUUUCUUUAAUGUGCAGCUGCCCUACACUUAUGGCUACAACCCGGCUUCGGGCUCGACGUUUAACAGCAAAGACAUUGUGCAAGGCGGUGUGUCGCGCGCCAUGGCUGCCAUUUUUCAGCAAAACUUCGUGCCCUGGAAGUUCCACCCGAAGAACAGUGACUUUGAGCCAGAUGUGUACGCGGCGGACAAGAAGGCAGUCAAGUCGCUGCAGAUUACACAGACUGGAGAGGAUAAGCCCAGCACCUUCAAGCCUGUCGCUGGUGACGUCAAUGAAUCAUACGCGCUCAAUAUCACAGAGGAUGGCUCGGCUACGCUUACGGCCAUGUCCUCCACCGGCAUCUUGAGAGGUCUCGAGACGUUUGUGCAGCUCUUCUACCAGCACACAUCCGGCACCUCCUGGUAUACCACGUUGGCUCCCGUUUCGAUUGAGGAUUCGCCAGAGUACUCCCACCGCGGAAUCAUGAUCGAUACGGCGCGUAACUUUUUCCCCGUUCAGGAUGUUCUGAGGGUCAUUGACGCCAUGUCUUGGAAUAAGCUCAACCGGCUCCACAUCCACAUCACGGACUCGCAAUCAUGGCCGCUUGACAUUCCUGCGAUGCCCGAUCUAGCCGCCAAGGGCGCUUACCGCAAGGGAUUGUCGUAUUCGCCCGAGGACUUGGCAAAGAUUCAGGAAUACGCAGUUCACCGCGGAAUUGAGCCAGUGAUUGAAAUCGACAUGCCGGGGCACAUUGGAUCCGUUUCUUUUGCCUACCCGGAGCUGAUUGUGGCUUAUAACGAGAAGCCGUACACUUGGUGGUGCGUAGAGCCGCCAUGUGGUGCCUUCAAGAUGAACGAUACCCGAGUCGACGAGUUCCUGGACAAACUCUUUGACGAUCUCCUGCCGAGGGUCGGCCCUUACACGGCAUACUUCCACACUGGUGGCGAUGAGCUGAACAAGAACGACUCCAUGCUCGACGAGGGUAUUCGGUCCAACUCGAGUGAGGUCCUGCAACCGCUUCUGCAAAAGUUCAUGGACAAGAACCACGCCAGAAUCCGCAAGCACGGGCUCAUUCCGCUGGUCUGGGAAGAGAUGCCGCUCGAGUGGAACAUCACGCUUGGCGACGACGUCGUGAUUCAGUCUUGGUUGGGAGGCGAUUCCGUAAAGAAACUGACCAGCAAGGGCCACAAGGUCAUUGACAGCAACUACAACUACUGGUACUCCGACUGCGGCAGAGGCCACUGGAUGAAUUUCGACAACGGAGCCGCCUUUGAGGCCUUCUUCCCCUUCAACGACUGGUGCUCGCCGGCAAAGGGGUGGCGCCUCAUGUACUCGCACGAUCCGCGGGCCAACCUGACCGAGACGGAAGCCAAGCUCGUCCUCGGCGGCGAGGUAGCGGCGUGGAGCGAGUCCAUCGACCCGGUCAGCAUCGACGGGAUCCUGUGGCCGCGGGCCAGCGCGGCUGGCGAGGUGUUGUGGUCGGGCCGGCGGGACGCUUCGGGCCAGAACCGGAGCCAGUACGACGCGGCGCCGAGGCUGGCUGAGUUCCGGGAGAGGAUGGUGGCGCGUGGUGUGAGGUCGGAGCCGGUGCAGAUGCCGUUCUGCACGCAGGGGGAUGCGGGUGAGUGUGGGUAUCCCAUGGUGUAAGAGCUGGGUUGGGAUUUUCCAAGCUCUCUGUGUUAUUCCGCAUGAUUCAUGCGGUUCUCCGGAGAAGGGUGCCCCCUUCUCGGACAGUUGAACAUACCUUUUCUUGUACAUGUAUUAGAGACAGG